This is a messenger RNA of Glossina fuscipes, 872 nucleotides long. RefSeq lists its product as uncharacterized. The coding region runs from base 28 to 855 and encodes 275 amino acids. Lineage: Eukaryota; Metazoa; Arthropoda; Insecta; Diptera; Glossinidae. The transcript has a single exon. The record is from RefSeq and is a predicted model, not a curated record.
UUUGUUAACCAAUAGAAGAAAUUCAUCAUGUUGAUUAUCAGAGGUAUACGCAUGGCAUACAAACCGGCCUUAAAGCCUCUAUGUCUGGUUAAACUUGCGGCCAUGAAUCCACCCAAAAAAUGUUUGCAAAUCAUGCCGCACGCAAAUCAACUCUUCACGAACGAUUCGAAGGAGCCUCCUAAAAUAAUUACUGAAUCUCUCUCUAGUGGAGCCGAUCCUAAGUCUGAGGAAGUCUCAGCUGCUUCACAGGUAGCUGUUUCGCCAUCUGCAAGUUCGCAUGCGGCUGCAGCGCAGGAAACCAUUUCGUCAUCUACAAAUGCCCAAUCCGCCGGGCAGCAGAAAUCGGCUGCUUUCUCAUCAGAUGUGUACGUAUACGCAGCGCCGGAUACUUCUGGUGCACUUUCCAGCACAUCGGAGAAAACCGAUUCGCAAUCUGCAGUUUCCGAACCAUUCGUUGAUGCAACUGCAACUGCAGGUACUUCGUCUUCAGCUGGAUUAUAUUCAACUACUUCGCCUCGAGUUGCUUCUUCUUCAGGAAUUUCAUCGUCACGUUAUCAAUCAUCACCAGAAUCACUCUCUUCAUCUUCUCCAUUUUCAUUUGAAAACAAAGCAACUGAGAACAAGUCUUCAAUUGAUUCUAUAAUAACUUCAGCGUUUAAAUUACCAAAUCGCGAACAAGUGGAGAAGUAUUCGUUUCGUGCUGCUGUCCUACUUUGGGACACAAGCGUUUACUUAUACUCUCUCGCCGCAAGAUUGUUCGACGAAUACGUAUUCAAGCAGCCAACUUUGCAACAAUAUUGGGGUACUUUCAAGAUGAAAAUGGAUAAGGCGCGUCAAGAGAUGAAGUCGAAGUAAACUUUUCUCUUUUAGUA